This is a messenger RNA of Delphinapterus leucas (beluga whale), 3558 nucleotides long. It is a transcript of the gene ZXDC, whose product is annotated as ZXD family zinc finger C. The record is from RefSeq and is a predicted model, not a curated record. Gene Ontology annotation, biological process: regulation of transcription by RNA polymerase II. NCBI's taxonomy places the organism in Eukaryota, Metazoa, Chordata, Mammalia, Artiodactyla, Monodontidae. Gene Ontology annotation, molecular function: transcription coregulator activity. Gene Ontology annotation, cellular component: nucleus.
GGCGAGGCGGUGGCUGGACGCGCAGCGGCCCAAGAUGGACGCGCCGGCGCGGCUCGCCGCUGCGGCCCCGGCCCCACGCGGACCCCAGCUCGGCGGCGGCCCCGGCCGGACCCGCAGAACCCCGGGCUCAGCGCACCGCCGGCUGCUGCUGCUGCGGGACCCAGAGGACGGCGCGCAGGGGGCGCGGCGCGGGGAGGCCCGGCCGGCGGGCCCCGGCGGCGGCGACUCCUUCGUGGUGCUGCUGGAAGUGGCGCGCGGCGCGGCCGAAGCCCCGGGGCGGCGGGAGACCGAGCCCCAGCCCGGCGCCGCCGCGAGCCCGGCCGGCCGCCCUGCGCAGGUCCCCGGCGCCGCGCCUCUCGUGGGCCCCCGGGUCGCCGGAGGCCAGGACCUGCUGGUGCACCUGGAGCGUGGCGUCCUCGCGCUGGCCGCGCCGUCCCGGCGUCCGCCGCCCGGCCAGGAGGCCGCCAGCCCGGCAGGGGCCCGCCGCGCGUCCGCCGGCCCCGGCUACCGCUGCCCCGAGCCGCAGUGCGCGCUCGCCUUCGCCAAGAAGCACCAGCUCCAGGUGCACCUGCUGACGCACGGCGGCGGCCAGGGCCGGCGGCCCUUCAAGUGCCCGCUGGACGGCUGCGGCUGGGCCUUCACCACGUCGUACAAGCUCAAGCGGCAUUUGCAGUCGCACGACAAGCUGCGGCCUUUCGGCUGCCCGGUGGGCGGCUGCGGCAAGAAGUUCACCACCGUGUACAACCUCAGGGCGCACAUGAAGGGCCACGAGCAGGAGAGCCUGUUUAAGUGCGAGGUGUGCGCCGAGCGCUUCCCCACGCACGCCAAGCUCAGCUCGCACCAGCGCAGCCACUUCGAGCCCGAGCGGCCCUACAAGUGCGACUUUCCCGGCUGUGAGAAGACGUUCAUCACAGUGAGCGCUCUGUUCUCCCAUAACCGGGCCCACUUCAGGGAACAGGAACUCUUUUCUUGCUCCUUCCCUGGAUGCAGCAAACAGUAUGACAAAGCCUGUCGUCUGAAGAUCCACCUGAGAAGCCAUACAGGCGAAAGACCUUUUAUCUGUGAUUCUGACAGCUGUGGCUGGACCUUUACCAGCAUGUCUAAACUCCUGAGGCACAAAAGGAAGCACGACGAGGACCGCCGCUUCCCCUGCCCCGUCGAGGGCUGCGGGAAGUCGUUCACCAGGGCCGAGCACCUCAAGGGCCACAGCGUCACCCACCUGGGCACCAAGCCCUUCGCGUGUCCCGUGGAAGGGUGCUGUGCCAGGUUCUCCGCACGGAGCAGCCUCUACAUUCACUCCAAGAAGCACCUGCAGGACGUGGCCGCUGCGAAGAGCAGGUGUCCGGUGUCCAGCUGCCACAGGCUCUUUGCCUCCAAGCACAGCGUGAAGGCCCACGUGAUCAGGCAGCACCACCGGCACCCAGACGUCUUCCCUCCGCUGGGAGCUCCAAGCGCGCUCGCGCCCAGCAGCGACCUCAGCAGCCCCGGCCAGAGUGAGUUCAGCAGUGUGGACCUGGCGGUCCUUUUCUCCGACACGCCUGGCGACAGCGGUGGUGCCCCCAGGACCUCCGACGAGGCGCUCCGCACUGGGAUCCUGACUGUCGACGUGACUUCUGUGAGCGCCUCUCUCGGGGGGGGCCUCCCUGCCAGUCAGGCUGCCUCAGGGCCCAUGGGCCCCCUGGUCUUGGUGGCCCACAGUGACGUCCCACUGGGCCCGGGCAGGCCCCUCGUCCUCGGGACGGCAGCCACGGUUCUCCAGCAGGGCAGCCUCGCUGCAGGUGACGUGCAGGCCGUGGACCCAGGGGCUCUGGGCUGUCUGGUGGCUCUGCCCGUGAAGAGCUUGAGUCGGGACCCCCAGGCUUUGACCUCUGCGAGCGGCCCCCAGGGAGACAGCAGUGCCCCGGAGCAGCUGGUUCCCAUCAAAGUGGAGCCAGACUCGGCCCCCGAGCCCAACGCCGUCAGACAGCAGGCGUGGAGCGGAGGGGCGCCGCGGCCUGUGGAGUCCAGCCCUGCAGAGGAGCUCGGACCUCGGAAAGACGAGGGACUUGGUGCGGGGACCGGCGGCUUCUACUUGCUGUGUGACGUGGGCCAGCCUGGCGUCUGUGAGCCCAGAAGGCGCGUGGUGAAGGGGCCGCAGGAAGGCGGGGGCUCAGCAAGAACUGAUUCCCGAGCCAUUCAACUAGCCAAGGAAAAAAAGCAGAGAGGAGCUGGGAGCCACACAGGAGCCGCGGGGCCCGCACUGAGCACAGGGGAAGGUGACGUCCAUGCCGGCCCGGGAGCCUGGCUGUGGGGCAGCCUCGCAGUGCCCGGCGUGGCUCUGCCGUGCGUCCAGGUCCAGCUGCUGCAGGAUGACCCCUCAGGGCACGUGGUCUUCCCGUUGGCGCCCGGCCCACAGCCUCCUGUCUCCCAACCCCUGCUUGCUGUCAUGCCCGUCUACGUCCUCCAGGAGGUGCUCCCUGCAGCUGGAGGGGCCACUGGGCCCGAGGACAUGUGGAGCUCGGGCAGCACGGUCGGCCUGUGGGCCCUGCAGUGAAACCAGCUCUGCCUGGGCCGAGGGCGCCACUUGGAAGGCUGGCCUCGUUCUUCAGAGACUUCGGGUACAUUUUCGCAAGUGUUUUUCUUACGUUUUAUCAGGGACCUGUUUGGGGCCGUACCAUCCUCUCAGGGCAGAGCGUGCCUUUUUCCUCGCUCGGCUGUGCACGCAGCCUGCAUCCGCCUGAGCUUGCUGCGUGCCUAGGGAAGAGGACGGAGCCUCCGCGGUGGCCCGUGACGGGGCUUCAGCACUCGGCGCAGCGUCUGGCUGAGAGCGAACAGGCUGUCCCCGCCCUCGGUGGGGGUCGCGGUUGAGCUGGGGUGGCACCGGGUCUAGUGGCCCAGGUGGCCUGGUGUCAGGGGAACGUGACGGGUGACGAGGCCCCCGGGCCCUGUCGCAGCCCCUGCACAGACCAAAUAUAGAGUUAAACCUUUAAAGUGAUGAUUUUGAGUUCUGUAUUUGGGUAGUAACGUCUAAUGGCAAUUGGACAGCGGUCUGUACAGCCACGUUCUGAGCACUGAGGUGUGUGCAUUGUUGAGGGUGACCGUGUGUUUUCACGGAGUGAGGUCUGUCCUGCAGAAGGAGACAAGUCAGUGGGCCGGACACAGGCUCUCAGAAACGGUGUUUUGCCUUGUGCCUUUCGAAGUGUUUUUGUUCAGAUGCUGUUUUGAUUCUCAGGCUUGGGAAUCAUCCCAACUCUGCCCAUUCUGUUUGUCUCUUUUGAGUUUUUGGGCUUUUGGUUCUGAUUUCUGCUGUGUCCUGCAUGGGGGAGGGGGUGUUUCCAUCUCUAGAUGGUGCUCCCCGAAGCCCCGGGUCAUCCAGCGGCCCCUCCACGAGGAGCCAGGCCCGGCGGCCUCCUGUUCUGCGGGAGGAGAGUCCGGGCCGUGCGGCUGGACCUCUGUCCCGCACACCCCCAGUGGGUGUCCCUCUGAGGUGCUCAGGACUUCCGUUUCCUGGGCACUGAGGUCCCUGCUGGUAUUGGGCCCAACUCCUCAUGUGAGUGAAUUAAAAGUUUUUGUACAGCU